This is a messenger RNA of Psilocybe cubensis, 2715 nucleotides long. RefSeq names its product U3 small nucleolar RNA-associated protein 4-like protein. Gene Ontology annotation, cellular component: small-subunit processome; t-UTP complex; 90S preribosome. The record is from RefSeq and is a predicted model, not a curated record. The transcript is spliced from 7 exons. Gene Ontology annotation, biological process: maturation of SSU-rRNA from tricistronic rRNA transcript (SSU-rRNA, 5.8S rRNA, LSU-rRNA). NCBI's taxonomy places the organism in Eukaryota, Fungi, Basidiomycota, Agaricomycetes, Agaricales, Agrocybaceae. Gene Ontology annotation, molecular function: RNA binding; protein binding. The coding region runs from base 1 to 2715 and encodes 904 amino acids.
AUGGAUAAGAGAAAGGAGACCACUACACUCUCCGUCCAUCGCUGUCGUUUCGUCGACUAUGCUCCAUCUGCCAUAACGGCCUUGGCCUACCCGCCUCUCCCUUUGCCAUCAGUCAAAGGCAAGAAAAAAACCACCGCCGGGAAGCAGCCACUACGAUUCGGCCUCCUCGCAGUCGGCCAUGCCAAUGGGAACAUUGACAUAUGCGAGUGGCAGGGUGCUGAACGGGAGUCUCAGUGUUCUCAGGCCUGGGUGGUGCGAAAAACUCUCCCUGGACCGUACCCUUCAAAAGUAGAUUCUUUGGCCUUUGUUGUGCGUUACCCAGAAGACGUGGGACCCGACGAUGUCCCUAUGCAAUCCGAUCUUCGCCUGUUUAGCUCAGGCGGAGGAAGUGAAUUAAUUGAAUGGGACUUGGAAAGAGGGUGUAUACGCAGAACCAUAAAUUCGCAAGGUGGAUCAAUAUGGUCCAUUGCCGCUAAUCCAUCCUCUUCUUCACUCGCACUGGGGUGCGAAGACGGCACAGUUCGUAUUCUCUCAAUAGCGAACGAUACUUUGACCCACUCGCGUCGGUUCGAUAGAGUGAAGUGCCGGAUGCUGAGCAUCGCCUGGGGACCACCCAUACCUCGACAACGGCAAGCUAAGAAAGCUCAGGAAUUUGAUGGCGAUUCUUCUAGCGAUGACGACGAAGAAGACGAUUGGACCGACUCAUGGUUAGUUACAGGAUGCUCCGAUAGCAGCCUACGGAAAUGGGAUAUCUCAACUGGACGGGUUAUUGAGAGAAUGGGUGUCGAUAAAGUACGGGGAGAGCGCACAUUGGUUUGGACCGUUGGUGUCCUUGGCGAUGGUACAAUAAUAUCUGGAGACUCAUUAGGAAUGGUCAAGUUUUGGGAUUCAAGGACUUGCACACAAUUGUCUUCUUUCAAGGCCCACGGUGCCGAUGUUCUGUGCAUGGCCGUUAGUCCUGAAGGAAGGGCUAUCUAUACUGCAGGCGUUGACCAAAAAACCGUUCAGUUCUCCCUCGUUAAGACAUCCAGUACUGAAAACGGGCCCACCACGUCGCGUUGGACACAAACGUGUUCCCGUCGUAUGCAUUCGCAUGACGUGCGAGCCUUGGCUAUGUGGCCUCCCUACACUCCUCUACCCACAGCAUACAAGAGACAUUUUUCAAUUGAUGUAGCUCCCAUUCUUGCGUCUGGGGGACUCGAUAUGUCCGUCGUGCUCACUCCUGCUGCUCUCCCAACGAGUACUGUUGUCAAAAUUACGAAUCCAUUGGAUACAAGCACGGAAUCUACCUUUGAGGAUUCCUACCACCGUAAACUGGCCUUUGUCGCGAGAGGUGUUGUGCGCGUUGCUCGAAGUACUCGCUUGGUAUCAUGUGCACGGGAAGCAGGAAUCACUGUCUGGAGAAUCCAUAAAAAGCCGGAAGAGGGUACAGGUGUUGUGCAAAUGCAAUCGGGGCCCACAGACGAUCCUUUGGAGACAGAACCUUACGCUGGUGGGUGGGAAAAGGUUCUUGAGAUGGACCUCAAAGUCAACACAAAUAUAACCACCCACGAAAUUUCGGAUGACGGUAGAUGGCUUAUCGUUUCGGACUUGUACGAAAGCAAGCUCUUCGCUCUUACCACAGACGAUAAGGGUGAAAUCGGCCUCAAGCGAAUAAAAGAGUUUUCGUCUAUUCUACAAGCAUACAUCCCCGCUUCUCCAAGUCAUGCAAUAUCUACUGGCGCCAGUGCUUUCCAAUUCACCCCCGAUUCAUCCAAACUAAUUAUGUCCACCGCCCUCUCAUCUUAUGUCCUGGUCAUCAACCUAAUAGGAGACAAGCCACGCGUAAUGCGCCGCUUCGAUCAACACCGGUUACGAGAUUCCAUCGUUCACGAUCGAGUUGUCAAAGGUCGAACACUAGCGCUCGAUAGUGCUGAGAAGAAGCUCGUGAAUGGACACACGCAUGUCAAUGGCGACGCAAGUAUGGAUGUUGAUAUGGCUGAACCAGAUGUCGAGUCCCCUCCCCCGGCCAAUGAAGCAAGCGAAGCAUCUGAUGACGAAGAUGACGAUCAGGACGUCAGCUCUACAUCUGCAACUGUCAGCGUUGAUAGGAUAGCUGUGAGUACUGACGGCCAAUGGCUUGCGACGACCGACAGCCGUGCCAGAACGCACAUUUUCAACCUAGAUUUGAUUUCACAUCACUGCGUCCUCCCAACCUUCCCACGUUCCGCACAAGCACUCGCAUUUGAUCCUAUGCAUCCUUCAGUUCUCCUGCUCUCCUUCCCCGACAACUCUAUCCAGAUAUUUGAUGUUGAGACACGCCAGUUCCCUGUCUGGGGAAAAGAACUCGCCGCUAGCCUGCCUAAACGAUUCACUCAUGCACAUGACCCUGUGCUUGGCGUCUCCUUCGAUCCAGCUGUAACAUCCAGCUCUGGCAUUGAUGAACAGGGCAAGACGCGGUACGUGCUCUUCUGGGGUGCGACGUGGAUGUUCAAGGUGAGCCUCGAUACCACCGUGCGCUCCGGCGCUAAGAAGAGGCGACGCGAGAUUGCGCCGGUGCCUGGUGCAGAAGAGGAAAGACAGUGGAGAGACUACAAAAUGAUCACUCAGUACCGCCCGCUAUUGUGCUGUGAUUUCCUGGCAAAGGAUGAAUUGGUGGUGGUAGAAAGGCCGCUUGUGGAUGUGCUGUUGACGCUACCGCCUGCAUACUUCAAACACAAGUACGGCGCGUCAUGA